Messenger RNA from Tilletiaria anomala UBC 951, 729 nucleotides. RefSeq lists its product as uncharacterized. Gene Ontology annotation, molecular function: SNAP receptor activity; SNARE binding. Gene Ontology annotation, cellular component: SNARE complex; endomembrane system; membrane. Gene Ontology annotation, biological process: Golgi to vacuole transport; intracellular protein transport; vesicle fusion. The transcript is spliced from 3 exons. Lineage: Eukaryota; Fungi; Basidiomycota; Exobasidiomycetes; Georgefischeriales; Tilletiariaceae. The record is from RefSeq and is a predicted model, not a curated record. Bases 1 to 729 code for a protein of 242 amino acids.
AUGUCGCAUGAUCCAUACCACGAGUUUGCCCGAGAUCUGCGCACCGACCUCGAGUCGGCCAAGGAUCUCGCUCGAUCCUACCAGUCCCUCCGCCAGAAUCGAUCACAUUACACCGAGGCUGAGAUCACUUCGUCUUGUGACAAGCUACAAGAUGCGCUAGAAGGCCUGAAGUCGGACCUCGAGGACAUUAAGCAAAGCGUCGACGUUGUCAGCCGUGUGCCGAAACGAUUUGGCCUCGAUGAGGCCGAAAUCGAUCAGCGGCGACGGUUUGUGCAAGACUGCGAGCGACAGAUCGAUGAUCUGUCUCGGUCAAUGUCGCAAUCAGCGCAGGCGCCGUCCUUCGGUGGCAAAGCAGGGCGGACCUACUCGGCUUCAAGAGAAGACGAAAUGGACGGGCACGCGGAUGACGAAGAGGAUCCAAACGAAGCGUUCGAGCGCGAACAUCAAGAGCAACUAAUGCUAAAACAAGACUCAACCCUCGAUCGGAUAGGUUCGACGUUGACCAACCUUCGAUCACAAGCCUCGGCCAUGGGCCAGGAGGUCGGCGAGCAACUCGAGCUUGUGGGCGCGCUGGACACAGAAGUGGAUUCGACGCAGAAUCGGCUGCAGAGAGCAAUGGACAGGAUGGACGACUUGUUACAACGAAGUGACGAGCGACUAGGAGGGUGGUGUGUGUGGAUUCUAAUUGUGGUCCUCUUUCUAUUACUGCUCAUUGUGAUGCUCAUAUGA